Rhipicephalus sanguineus (brown dog tick) is the source of this 2217-nucleotide messenger RNA. RefSeq lists its product as uncharacterized. The record is from RefSeq and is a predicted model, not a curated record. Gene Ontology annotation, cellular component: nuclear RNA-directed RNA polymerase complex. Gene Ontology annotation, molecular function: RNA-directed RNA polymerase activity. Gene Ontology annotation, biological process: siRNA processing. NCBI's taxonomy places the organism in Eukaryota, Metazoa, Arthropoda, Arachnida, Ixodida, Ixodidae.
AUGCCUGCCACGAACUAUCGGCUAAAGUUCCAGCUAUGGUGGAUUCUUUCUGAUGGGAGGGACAGCCAUGACGAGCAUCUGGAUGCAUAUAGGCUGUUCUUCAGUGAGCAGUCUCGAUUGCUGAAUGGCGAUGCAACAUUCUCAUUCAGCGAUGUCUACCGCAAGCCUUCUAGGCACCUUUAUGAGGAGACUAUUUACAUUGUCGACUGCACGAUCGAGUGGCCUGUGUUCCAGUGGUUGGUGCCCAGCCCCCUUGAGGCCUUUCCAUUGGCAACACAUCCAGUGGAUCGAGAUGUGAGCCUUGCGUCGGUCUGCUUCGGGACACUGGCGCAGCUCAGAACGUACGUGCAGCACCAGAUGUUCUCUGCGUUAGUUGUUCACAAUCACCGAAACUAUUGGGUGAAUGCAACAUUUCACCAUGACCAGCGCCUCCUGCACAUCGACUUGCAUCUCAAUCACUGCGACGACUGUGAAACGCAGGUUGUGGAUUACAGAUUCGUCGUUCCCUACCUCAACAUUCUUAAGGUGUUGAUAAAUGAGAAGAACCACUUCGUGGAGCUGUACCUUCAGCUUAAGAUCCCGGCCAUGCUCAUGGGUGAAGUGAUGAAUGACGAUCCUUCAAGAAGCAGAGGCAUGCCUGCUCCACGUCGCUGGGAGCGUUACCUUGCCAUAGGGUGCGAGUGCAUUGGUGGUGCCGUCCGCACAGCCUCCCUUUGCGGAGGCCUCUUCCUCAAGCUGGUCGUGCGGGACCACUCCCUUGCCAGGCGUGUGGUCGGGAGGCUUUCGCAGCGUUGUGCUCAUGGGACACACUUCUGCUACGCACCCAUCAGAACUCACUGCCCCGACCAUCAAGGUAUUGACAAUACAUUGAUUUUUCAGGAGCGGUGCGAGAAGAUGCAGAGGACUCUGCCGUUUCCCUGUGCAUAUGCGUUCAAGGCGGUAUUGCACAUCACCUUUGACGUUCUUGACCAGAUGGUCCUGAUGCCAGAGUCUGCAUUCGAAAAACUCAUGGGAGAGAUUGAAGAGCGAUCGGUGAAGGAGCCAUUGGUGGUGGAGGGAGCCCUGAACCAUGUUGUGUCCAGCAUUGAUGCAGGCCACAUCGUGGUGUUUUCACAUGCCUUUGACGCUGGCUGCAGCCGGUUCCGGGAUGCGAAGCCACCACAGCUGGCCCGUGGCACCUGCCUUGUGCGGAGUGUGUUUGUCACACCGGGCCGACUCAUCUUGCGUCCUGCACAGGUUCACUUUGAGAACCGAAUUCUGCGCCAAUUCAACGCGGAAUUCGCCAUACGUGUAUCGUUCAGGGACGACAACAUGGACAAGCUGUCCUUCACGUUGAACCUUCACUCGUCUCGAGAUGCUCUGCUGAAUGUCAUUGUUGGACGCUUUCUGCAUGAGGGACUGCAAGUUGGCACCAGGGAAUUCAAGUUCCUGGCUCCUUCCACAAGUCAACUUCGUGACCAUGGAACGUGGAUGUACGCGGCCGAUGAGCAGCACAACAGUGCAGCGACGAUCCGCGAGUGGAUGGGCCAGUUCGAGGGCAUCCCUAACGUGGCCAAGCGCAUGGCACGCAUGGGCCAGUGCUUCUCCUCCACCGAGCAGGCCGUCCGUCUGCAGGCCGACCAGGUGCAGGAGAUUCCCGACAUUGUGGGGGGUGUCCACCCAAUCAGCAAGAGGCCGUACAUCUUCUCGGAUGGCAUUGGCAUGAUGUCCGUGCCACUUGCCGAAGAGGUGUGUCAAGUGAUGAAGCUUAAGGAGCGCCCAUCAGCGAUCCAGAUUCGGUAUGCUGGAUCAAAAGGCAUGCUUUGCAUCAACCCUGAAUUGCCCAACAGAAAACUGUUGUGCCUACGGCCCAGCAUGCAGAAGUUUCCAUGCACCAGCUCAGAGUACCUUGAAGUGGUCAAGGUCUCGGCACCACGUUCGGUGACAUUGAACCGACCGCUCAUCACCAUCCUGGAGCAGCUGGGUGUGCCAAGUGACACUUUCGUCCGCUUGCAACAGAACAUGAUUCUCGAAUUCACCGAUGCCCUGGUUAGCGAGUCCAGUGCCGCCGAGGUGCUUACAGCAUGGUCCAAGCUGCCGUUGCCGUACCAGGAGCUGUCCAAGGCUGGGUUUCAGCUCACGUUGGACCCCUUCUUUCGGUCACUCCUUCUUGCUGUGUACCGAAACACAGUUGCCUACGUUUACAAAAUCCAAGACACUCAUCAGGACAUCAUGUGA